Messenger RNA from Diaporthe amygdali, 327 nucleotides. RefSeq lists its product as uncharacterized. The coding region runs from base 1 to 327 and encodes 108 amino acids. The transcript has a single exon. The record is from RefSeq and is a predicted model, not a curated record. NCBI's taxonomy places the organism in Eukaryota, Fungi, Ascomycota, Sordariomycetes, Diaporthales, Diaporthaceae.
AUGAUGGCAUCCGUUUUCGGUCUCUUGGUCAUGUCACUGGCGACGGCCUCAGCCAUCACCAUCGAUACUCUGGGCCUUGAUCAUACGACUCUCUUUGUCUCAAAUAUGCUCUCUUCACAGAAGCCUAUCCGCUAUACUGAGCCACGCGACGAUCAGAUUCCCAUGGACGUCCAAAAAGCACUUAGGGAACGCCAUGCCAGUAUCGCCAGCUAUGACUACCUCGAUCCUAACAACAUUACCGAAACCACCGACAAGUACCUGUUCCAACUCAGCAUCGAGAGUUUCACAGCCAAACGCAAUUCGCGCCAUCCUCCCAACCUUGACUAG